CAAUAAAUUAUCAAUCAAUCACAUGAGUUAACCGUCCCCUCGCCGAGACCGCCCCCCGGCACACAACACGGCCGCCGUCUGCCUGCCCUGCCGCGCCGAGGCCUUACAAAAGUGACGUCUGGAUGAGGCUCUAGAGGCUGUGGUCCCAUAGCCUAACUAGCCCCAUAAAAGCCCCCAAGAAGACGUCUGGAUGUGUCAGUCGUGGCGAGCGUCGUGCAGGCGUGCCCCGUGACACCACCAGCGGCGUACAUGUUGGCCUGACACCCCGGAGCAGCACCCAGGAAGGCCCUCCACCUCCUCACUGUCUGCCAUGCUCCCCGAGGCCCACGUCAGCCUGCAGAGCUUCCUGCUGGGCCUGGGCGUGCUGAGCUACCUGCUGGCCUCGUGCGGCGGCCUGGGCCUGCUGGGGACAUGGAUGGGCCACCACGUCUGGGCCUACUGCGGCGUGUUCUUCGUGGCCGUGAACCUCCUGCUGCUGCUGCUGUACCGGGGCGCCGCCUGGCAGGUGGCUGUCCGAGGAUGCCUCCUUGGUGCAUGUUGUGGUGGUGGAAUCAUGGUCACUGUUCUGUCUCCAACUUCCUACCAUGUUUUUGGGUGGUAUGUGGUGGUGCUCACCAUCUUCCACUACUCGGAGUACCUCACGACAGCCAUUGGGAACCCAAAGACCCUCAGUCUGGACUCCUAUCUCCUGAACCACAGCUGGGCCUAUGGUAUCGCUGCAGUGGCCAGUUGGGCUGAGUUUUUCAUUGAGCGCUGGUUGCUUCCAGAUAUGAAAAUGAUCUGGUCUGUGAGUAUUAUUGGAAUUAUAAUUUGUCUCUGGGGGGAAAUAAUAAGGAAGUCAGCAAUGCUUACUGCAAAGACCAACUUCAAUCACAUAGUUCAAAUACGGAGGCAAGAAGACCAUGAACUUGUGACAUGGGGUGCUUACAAACUGUUCCGUCACCCAAGCUAUGUGGGGUGGUUCUGGUGGAGCAUUGGAACUCAGCUGAUCCUUGUCAACCCAUUUUGUGCUGUUGCCUAUGGUGUGGCAUCGUGGUCUUUCUUUAAUGAGAGGAUUCAUUUUGAAGAGAUGACACUCAUAAACUUCUUCGGUGAGAAGUACUUGGAUUACCAGAAGAAGGUUGGCACAGGCCUUCCAUUCAUUAAAGGAUUCAAAUUGCAGGGCCAGCCAAAGCAAAAACAAAUGCAGUGAAAUUAUUACAGCACAAGUUUGUUUAGGUUAGGGAUAGGUUGUAUAUAGAUGUUAGUGUUAGAAGUGGAGUGUAUGUACGUGUAAUGCUGUGUUGAAUGAUCUCAUUGUUGUGGCUUUAAAUAUGACAGGCCAAACUAAUGUCAGUAGGUUAAGUCAAUGUGUGACUAAUGUAAUUAUAGGCUUUGAAAAGGGCUAACCAAAUUUAUAAAGCUUCAUUUAAUCAAUCAGUAGUUCAGGGAUUGAAAAGCUGAAUUGGGAAUCAUAUCAGUCAUAAUUUUAUGAAAAUAUAUUUAUAUUUUGUGUAUAUUGUGCAAGUCGAGUGAUAAAAAGUCAUUAGUUUUAUAUUGUGACACUACAUUAUGAGCACUACUAUGAGAGAUUUUGUAGAAAAAGGUAAAAUUGCUGGCAUAUGCUAAGCUGUGCGUGGUCUUGGUGAUCAUCUUCAUGCCAUUAGCCCUUUGAGCCUGUGGUGGGUAAGAACCCAUCACCCCAGGGACACAGGCUAGUGUGACAUCUGGGUUACCACACUUUACCUUCCCCAGGUUUCCCAGGAACCCAAGCCAUAUUCAUAUUUCUGUAUUAUAAAAACUGCAGGUUAUUGUGCUGGACACAAAUUGGUUAUCUUAAUUUUCAACUACACCUUGAAAAUAGAUGUGCAUAGGGGCUUGAGCACACCUGAUUUUUCUAUAGGUUGAAUCUUUUACAAUGUGGCUUAAAGCCGAGAUUCGUCUGCUGUUUUUUACUUCCACACAGUAGUCAGGUUUGCCUUUAGCCCUUCUGGCCUUAUUUGACAGUCCUGGGUGCAUAUUCCUGAAUUCAACUCCCUGUGUGUUACCUGCUGACAAUGCUCAGCCAUCGCCAAGGGGAUGAAGACUACACGUGUUGUCCUAAUGACUUUACCAAACAGCUAACAGCUUGGCAUCAUGAAUCUGAGGCCAACUCCACCCUAAAGGUGCAGCUAAAUGUCAUUCCUCAGAAAAUUGGCUAUAAUCGUACCCACCUUUGCUUUUAAUAAUACUUACAGAGCUCAGAACACCAUAAAAUUGCAGAUUUCUCUCUGAUUAACAAACUUCCAACUAUCCAUAAAAGAUACAGGUGGCAUAAUAUUUGUUGGACUUCAUUUUUGACUUUGCUUAAAAAUGGAAAUAUGUAGCAGAAAAUACCAAAUUUCAAAUCGUAUGGAUGUAUUACUAUGACUACUAUGUAUGAAGUUGUAGCUCAAAUGUUAUCAGUUACAAUUAAGUCAUUAUGUCCCUGCACUAAUUGAAUAGGGCUAAGCAGGUACCAUAUUUAGUAAUGUGAGUACUGAUACUUCAAGCCUGGUACUGGUAAUGACAGAAGCCAGAAGCUGGGGCUUACAGUGCAUCAAGGCUUCACUGGCUCAGUAUAGACAGCUGAUGGCACCUGGCACAGGGCUGUUGGUUACUCAAGUGGCACUUAAUGACACCACAGUGGUGUUGGUUUCGACACCAGGAGGAGAGAGUGUUGUAGUGAUAGUCGAGAUCAAGCUUCCUUUCAGUUUACCUUCACUAUUCAUUACACAGAGGUGAACCGCAUUUCACGUCUAAUUAUUGACAUGAAAAUGACUGUUAGAUGCGAAAUCACGACUUUUGUGGCUGUGGACAUAGGAAAUCAUUUGGUUGAGACUGAAAGUGUCUGAAAUUUAAUACACCUUUUCUUACUUAUUAGGGGCUCCAUUUUAUACACAUGAGGAGCACUAAAAGUUUGCACUAAUAUAGACAUAAAAGAAACUCGGUGAACACUGCACUAAUAUAGACAAACUAAACUUAAUAAACAAACCUGGAUGGGAGAUGAGAGGGGCUUAAUGGAAGGGAAGGGGUUGUGGUAUCCGGAACUGGUGAAAGGGGGCUACUGCCCCCCCCACCCACACACUGCUGCUGCCUCCACCAUGGCAACAUUGCCUCACUCCUCCUCCAUGUCAACCUCCAACUCCUCGAUGAGGUGCUGUUCCUCCACACUGUCAGUCUGCCCUCAUCUUUCCAUGCACACUGCAGUAAUACAUGAGCUCGGUGUUGGCAAUGGCUUCCUGAUCCGUUGCUUGUGUCACGGACAUGGAUUUCAUUCAGAUGAUUGCAUGAAUUUUAGCACGGAGGGCAAAGCUUUGCAGUUUUAUACAUUACUGAGAAAUGCAGUGCACCUCUGUAAUUCAUACUUUCAUGGACCAUUAAUAAUAUUAAUGGUAACAAUGAUGAUUAUAAUAGUUAUGCUAAAUAAAAAAUAAUGUAAUAGACUAUUACAUAAAUAAUAAAUAAAACAGAGCGCCUGAAAGUCUGUCAGCCUGGCAGUACUUGCCUCGUAGCAUAGUGUUUAGUGGUACCUGUAGCGAGCCGUUUGGUGCUGGUACCAGCACCAUUAAGUGGGUACAGUAGCACCAGUACCGGUACCUGCCUAGCCUUAUUGAAUACUUUAGAAAAGGUGCCCAGUCAUAUGUGUAUAGUCCGGGUUCAUGAAGUAUUAUGUAAUGGAUGAUUAAUAAAUGAAUAUCAUAUUGAUUAUAAAUUAAGUAUGUAUUCAUAAAAAUUGAACAGUGGCCAAACUAUUGUAUUUCAUUACAUUAUAUACAAGAUUUACAAAAUACCUCUAGUAUUUAUGAAAUAAAAUACAUUCACAUGGUCAAGAAAUUUGUAAAAUGCACACAUGAGCAUCAAACCUUGAAAACAUAAACACGAGCACUGAGGACAAACAGCGACGCCAGCCCUGUGCUGCGGCACACGGGGCGCGCCACUUAUGGCAUCACACAUGGCAGAUAUUAAAACUCAAGGCAUCUGCAUAAGACAAUACUUUUUAAUUUGAAAAAGAAAAGCUUAUAUGCAUACACAAAGUCCUUAACAGUUACCAAACUAGGUUAUACACUGCAUUCACACUUAAUAUUUCAUUGCUUAUUCUGGUCAUCAGAAUCCCUAAAGAAAAAAUAUAUAUGCCAACAUUAUUCAGUAACCACAUUACAAUGAAAUAUACAACAUACCAACAAAUUACAUGAUAGUGACAAAAUACUAACCACAUUCUAAAAUACUUCCUUGCUCUUGCAGAGGGGGCAAAGAAUCACUUUGUUCCUCAGUGUCUUCAGUAACAUUCUCAGUCAAGUUGUGAGAACCUGAAGAAACAAAUAAACAUAAUGCCUUUUUUGUAGACUCUAAAAAGAAAAAUGUGGCACAUGUAUUCCAAAUAUAAAUUCCAGUCAAUUCAGGAUUGCUGAUUUUUAAUCAAAACUGGCUUAAAAAUGACCAACAUAGAUAUGAAGACUUAAUACCAUGUUUGUCAUUGAAACUGUGAGGGAAUAGUUUUGAAAUAAUAAAAGUACAUAACCCUG
Molecule: messenger RNA, 4523 nt
Organism: Eriocheir sinensis (Chinese mitten crab)
Lineage: Eukaryota; Metazoa; Arthropoda; Malacostraca; Decapoda; Varunidae
Gene: ste14
Product: protein-S-isoprenylcysteine O-methyltransferase-like
Exons: 2
Coding region: 311-1192 (293 amino acids)
Biological process (GO): C-terminal protein methylation
Cellular component (GO): membrane; endoplasmic reticulum
Molecular function (GO): protein C-terminal S-isoprenylcysteine carboxyl O-methyltransferase activity
Source: RefSeq, a predicted model, not a curated record